AUGUUGGGGAGCGGGGGUUACGAGGUGGGAUCAAAGAGACAAAGAAUGAUGCAAUCAAAUCCCUACUUGGCAGUUGGCAGCGGAGCAACCAGCUUUCCUCCUUACGCCUUUGUCUUCCCUGUGGUUCGCCUCAGGGGCCUCCCCUUCAACUGCUCCGACAUUGACAUCUUCAAGUUCUUUGCCGGGCUCGACAUCGUCGAUGUCUUGCUGGUCAGCAAAAACGGCAAAUUCUCCGGCGAGGCCUUUGUGGUCUUUGCCGGCCCCAUGCAAGUUGAGAUCGCUCUGCAGAGGGACAGGCACAAUAUGGGGAGGCGAUACGUGGAAGUUUUCCGGUGCUAUAAGCAGGAUUAUUACAAUGCCGUGGCUGCUGAGGAGGGCGCCUAUGAGAACGAGGUCCGUGCUAGCCCACCUCCUGCCGGGCCAUCUAGAGCAAAGAGGCUUGGCGAGAAAGACAAGCUUGAGUACACUGAGGUCUUGAAGAUGCGAGGCCUCCCCUACUCGGUGAACAAGCCUCAGAUCAUUGAGUUUUUCGGCGGGUACAAGCUUGUUGAAGGACGGGUACAUGUUGUGUGUCGACCUGAUGGGAAAGCCACGGGAGAGGCCUUUGUGGAGUUUGAGACGGCCGAGGAGUCGAGGAGGGCAAUGGCUAAGGACAAGAUGUCUAUUGGGUCAAGGUAUGUGGAGUUGUUUCCAUCUACGCGUGAAGAGGCUCGAAGGGCUGAGUCGAGGUCUAGGCAGUGA
This is a messenger RNA of Thlaspi arvense, 741 nucleotides long. The record is from the annotation of a GenBank genome assembly. Lineage: Eukaryota; Viridiplantae; Streptophyta; Magnoliopsida; Brassicales; Brassicaceae.